Branchiostoma belcheri (Belcher's lancelet) is the source of this 631-nucleotide messenger RNA. RefSeq lists its product as uncharacterized. Gene Ontology annotation, cellular component: cytoplasmic vesicle; plasma membrane. The record is from RefSeq and is a predicted model, not a curated record. Lineage: Eukaryota; Metazoa; Chordata; Leptocardii; Amphioxiformes; Branchiostomatidae. The transcript is spliced from 5 exons. Bases 32 to 631 code for a protein of 199 amino acids.
AGCAGCCCAUGAGUCCGUCUGUAGACAGGGUAUGGAGUACCAACAGUCGACCCCCUCAGCAGGGGUGGAUGCUGGGACCUUCAACAACGUGGGUGCCGUGGCCGACAUGGACGAGUGUGCACAGAUGUGCUGUGAUGACGAGAACUGUGACGUCGCGUGGAUGUACCAGGUGACAUGCUUCACCAUUGACUGUGUGAGUGAGGAGGCGUGUAAAGCUGUGUAUCGAGACUCUGACAAGUUUGAGCACUCAUACAUGGUGGUGGUGGAGAGGAGCCGGGACUCAGAAUCUGAAGAUGAUGAAACAGAAUGUACGCUAUACCCUCGCGACACGUGUCCCUGGGACCAGGAGUGUAAACUCCAGCUGAACGGCCCAAAAGUGUCGUUUAAGUGCGAGUGUAAGGAGGGGUUACUUCGGGACGCGUUACGUGGUAACAUCUGUGUAGAUCCAGCAACACUAGAAACAGACAUGGAAGAGAACAUAGGGCAAACCCUGACCACCAACUCUCACCAAGAAGAAGAAGACCACCAAGUCACCCCAUCAAACCACCACUACCCUGAACUCACCUGGGCUAGAAGGCACCACAGUGGGGAGGGAAGGAGAAGAAGAAGAAACUACGCCAUACUUAUCUGA